Plectropomus leopardus (leopard coralgrouper) is the source of this 981-nucleotide messenger RNA. Its product is annotated as olfactory receptor 1-like. The record is from RefSeq and is a predicted model, not a curated record. Gene Ontology annotation, cellular component: membrane. Gene Ontology annotation, molecular function: olfactory receptor activity; G protein-coupled receptor activity; odorant binding. Gene Ontology annotation, biological process: detection of chemical stimulus involved in sensory perception of smell; G protein-coupled receptor signaling pathway. Lineage: Eukaryota; Metazoa; Chordata; Actinopteri; Perciformes; Serranidae.
AUGGAGUUAUUCAACUCAGCUCUCGAGAAAAACAUCACUUUUGUGCAUCCCGCAUAUUUUAUAAUAAGAGGUUUAUCUAACAUACCAAUAAUGAAACAUUACUGUGUCUUUCUCUGCUUUGUUUAUAUUGUUUCAGUGCUGGGAAACACAGCUGUAAUGGCUGUAAUAUACUUGGAUCAUAAUCUGAGAACUCCAAAAUAUGUUGCAGUUUUAAAUUUAGCAUUUGUGGACCUGUUUGGUAGCUCUGCUCUGGUGCCGAAGCUUCUUGACAUCUUUCUGUUUAACCAUCCCCACACCAACAACGACUGCUUGACAUUCCUUUUUUUCUGCUACACCUGCCUUUCGAUGCAGUCAUUUAAUCUGGUUGCUCUGUCCUAUGACAGACUGAUAGCUAUCAUCUUCCCUCUGCACUAUCAUGUGAAGGUGACCCACAGGUCCAUGUUGUCUUUGAUCGCCUCUUUCUGGGUCUUUAUUAUAAUUGCUGUACUCAUAGCAGUUGGCCUUCUUACGAGACUUUCCUUCUGUAAAUCUGUGGUAAUUAACAGCUAUUUCUGUGACCAUGGCCAGAUAUACCGACUUGCGUGCAAUGACCAUUUCCCCAAUUAUGUCGUCAGUUGUUUGUACCCUGUUCUUAUUUUUUGGCUUCCACUUGCUUUUAUCUUGUUAAGUUACCUAUAUAUUGGGAUGACAUUGUCUAAAGUGGCCACAGUUCAGGAGACACUCAAAGCCUUUAAAACUUGCAUAGCUCAUCUCUCUUUGGUGGCAAUCUAUUUUAUUCCACUGUUAAUCACAUUUACCCUGAUGGAAAAUAUACAUCCAAAUGCCAGGAUCAUAAACCUGUCUGUUACCUCCAUCUUUCCUCCCACGUUGAACCCAAUUAUUUAUGUUCUGCAGACACAAGAAAUCAAAGAAUCUGUGAAAAAGUUGUUAAAAUUCAAAAGGAAAUCCAAAAUAACAGUAAAGAAAAUAAUCAUGAAGUGA